AUGGAGAUUCCGGAUUUGCAGCACAUUUGCGCGGUUUCCAUUUCCCGUUCACUGUUUCAAGUAAGCUCCAGCGUACUUUUCAGCGCGAAACACACAGAAUUCAAAUCUCAUUUUCUCCAGAAACACAUAAGAUGGCGUAAAUUAACGGAUUUGGCGUUCGAAUUUCGCGAAAUCCUCGACGAACUCGCGCCGCAAUCGCGAAUUUCGCCAGCCAUUCGAAAAUGUGUCAAAGAGGCGAUUGUUGGAGUUUUGGCAGAAGUUAGAAGAUGGGGUGAGUUGAAUUUUAUUUAUUUAUUUUUUUGAAAUAUUGAAAGAAAAAAAUAAUUUUCAGAUUCCAAACAUUCGGAGAUGUUUGUGGAGUCGAAAAAGCGGCGAGCGGUGGCAAAAACCGAAAUUUUGCGAACUUUUUAUUCGCAUUUGGUGUGGAAGAGAUAUCGGUACGGUGAAAAAGUUGAAAAUUUAUCAUUGGAGCGCAUUUUCUAGUCCGAAUUCAAAUAAUUCGAAAACAAUUUUCACUUAAAAAUUUCUGGUUUUUUUGAAAAUAAUACGAGCAAUAUUUUUUUAAAUAAAAAAAUUAUGCCACGUGGAUUUUUAGCUUUUUUCAAUCAGUCACUAACAUGAGCAAUGCCCAUUGAACUCGAAAUUUGAGUUUAAUAUGAGCAAUGUUUUCCUUAAUUUUCAAACUUUAUUUUCUGGGGGCUCUAAUAUGAGCAAUUUUUUCGAUUAAAAACAUUGCUCAUGUCAACCGAAUUCAAAAAAUUCGCAAGUUUUGAUGUAAAAUGGUUUAUUUUCAUGAUUUUCUCAUUGGAGCACAUUUGCUCGUCCGAUUUUAAAAUAAAUUCGUUUUAGAGUCAUUUUUCAGCCCUGAAAUCGAUGACGUGGCAACAUGUAGUCAUUUGAUUUCAACAGAACUCAAAAACUGGCCACUGAUGCAAUUUCAAUUCGCCUGCCUUUACGCGAAAACCGAGUUGAUUUUCGACGAUUGGAAAUUUGACAAGUAUCGAAGAGCAACUUUUAAGUGAGUUUUCGAGCUUCCGCAAAGCUUCCGCGUCUUUUCCGCACCCCGAAAAUCCCCGUUCCCUUCAGAAUUCAACUCUCCGACCAUCCUGUCUACGAUUUUUGGCUAACUUUGAUGGAAUCCCGUCCGGAUGUGUUUUUUGACACGGAUCGACGUGUGGCAAAUCAAAAAUUGACACAAUGUUUUGGAUUUGCGAUUCGAAAUGGAUAUCGCGAAUUGAUGGAAUUCAUUUGGCAAAGGAUUACGGAUAGACAUCGAGAGAGUGUGGGUGAGUGUGAGAGACGCAGACAAUUUUUUUGAAAUCUGAUGGUGAAAGUUUUUUCUUCAAAUUUUUGCGAAAUUUUCUGAAAAUCCAAAAUUUUAAAAGUAAUAUGAAAAAAAGUUAAAAUUCAAGUAUACUGAGCAAUGCUACAAAAAUCGUGGAAAAUUUGACAUAUGGAUUUUUUGGAGCUAAAAUUCAGGAAUUUUCGAAAUUCUAACAUGAGCAAUCUUCUCUAUUAUUGCCACGUGGAUUUUUCAAAUAUAAUAUGAGCAAUACUCUUUUCUUUCAGCUCUGAUAUGAGCAAUGUUUUCUCUUGAUAAAAAAUCCAAAAUUCAAAAUUUUGCACAGGUCUUCUCGAAUGGCGAACACAGUGUUUGCGAGCACGCGACGCACAAACCAUGCAAUUUUUGUGCCACAAUUUGUGUCGAAUGAAUCCGGUGGGAACUGCGCGAAUAGCUUGGGCCGCCUUUUUCGAUGCUUUCCAUCAUUUGGCUUAUGUAAGUUACUGGAAAUGCAUCAGCAGAUGUUUGCUGUGUUCGCUAGAAUUUCAACAAAAAAUGAAAUUUUGAUUUUCGUUGAAAGAAUUUCUAGAAUUUCAACAAAAAAUAAAAUUUUGAUUUUCGUUGAAAGAAUUUCUAGAAUUUCAACAAAAAAUAAAAUUUUGAUUUUCGUUGAAAGAAUUUCUAGAAUUUCAACAAAACAUGAAAUUUUGAAAAGAAUUUCUAGAAUUUCAACAAAAAAUAAAAUUUUGCAUUUUUUGCAGAACGAAAAAAGCGACAUAAUGGUGCCAGAUCAAUAUCGGCGAAAAUUCGAAUUCCUGCUCAAAAACAGCUGCCCAAUUUUACGACAAAGACUGCUGAAAAUGGACAAUUUCAGGUGAGGGAGAGAGAGAGACGCAGAUAUGAAAAUCUCAAUUUUCCAGACUUCUUUGCGACGCGUUUCGCCUGAAUCUCAGCGACAUUUUCUCGCUGCUUCUCAACUAUUUGCCACAAGAGGAUAUUGCGACGGCUCGCGAAUAUGUCGAUCGAAUUUUCGAUCGGAAAAAGUCGCGAGACGCGGCGACAAUGCGAACGCGAAUGUUGCGACGACAAUUUACGACGGGGAAUUGA
Messenger RNA from Caenorhabditis angaria, 2389 nucleotides. NCBI's taxonomy places the organism in Eukaryota, Metazoa, Nematoda, Chromadorea, Rhabditida, Rhabditidae. The record is from the annotation of a GenBank genome assembly.